Closterium sp. Naga37s-1 is the source of this 4569-nucleotide messenger RNA. The record is from the annotation of a GenBank genome assembly. Lineage: Eukaryota; Viridiplantae; Streptophyta; Zygnematophyceae; Desmidiales; Closteriaceae.
AUGGAUCAUGAUCGGCGUGGGCGUGUGCGUGUGGCGAUUCGUAGCGAGGCAGUACCAGUGGCACGGGGAGCGGCAGGGGGAGCUGAGGCAAUGGUGCUCCCAACGAACCAUGGUGCUGGAGCAGCAGCUGCUGGCGCACACCGGGCAGACCCAGGCUUGGUGUCAUCCCUAGGUCACAUGACCGAGGACGGCCAGUGGGUGCUGGACACGUGUCUCUCUGAGAGGCGCUGGCUGGCGUAUCUCAGCCAAACCAAGUCCACCCGGCCUGGAGGCGCUGGGGCGUUUGCGUGUCUCUAUGUCACGCACGCUCAGAGGCGUGCAUUUGAGCGCAGCAACAACGCCUCUAUCACCGAUGCGUUCACCGCCCUGCCAUGCGUGCCAGCUCCGCUUUACUGCCCCAAGGUGCUGGACGUGGGCGGUGAGUGGGACGCUGCUCUCCUCCCAGACGCCCUCCAGGCCUUUCCCUCGGAGCUCUCUCUCGUGCGUGCCUCUGCCAAGGAGACAUUCACGCUGCCCUAUGCCACCACCGCCGCCACCAGCGCUGCUGGCUUGGGGGUGGUGUUUCCGGUGCUGCAGCAGCCUCUCCCAGCGUCCCCCUCGCAGCAGCAGCAGCAGCAGCAGGCACAGGCAGCAGUGGUGGGGGCAGUGACCACCACCAUCAACCUCACGGCCAUCGUGCAGAGUGUGCUCUCUGAGAUCUUCUCCUCCUCCACUCCGUCCGCACGCUCAGACCGAUCUUUCGAGCUCUACGACACGACAGACCCUGCCUCCCCACUCAUGCUCGCAGGCCCCACGCCGCUGCUUUUCCAGCCACAGCCCGGCCAGCCAGUCGCCCCGCUGCUGCCGUCGCCCCCCUCGGUGCUGCGUGUGUGGGAAAAGCGGGCAGUGGUGAACCUCACACUGCCGGCUGCUGGUCCCAGACGCUACCAAGUGUGGUGCAGAUUCACGGAGCCUCCGUCUCGGUUUGAAGAAUACGUAAUGCCGACCCUCUUCACCCUGCUCGUGCUGGCGCUGGUGGCGCUGGUGGCGGUGGUGGCCUGGCUGCAGCGGCGGCAGUACGAGCAGAGCAGGCGGGCCGCAGUGGAGGCGGAUGCGAUGAGGGGGGAGGCGGAGGGGGCGGAGAGGAGCAAGAGCUGCUUUGUCGCCAGUAUGACUCACGAGCUGCGCACUCCCAUGCUUGGCAUCAUCGGUACGGGGGGCAUUGUAGGUACGGUGGGCAUUGUAGGUACGGGGGGCAUUGUAGGUACGGUGGGCAUUGUAGCUCUCAAGGUGUUGAAGCUGGUGAACCAGGUGCUGGACCUCUCCAAGCUGGAUUUACUCACUUCCCCUGUCCCCUCCCCCCCGCCCAUCCCAGGGAUGCUAGACGUACUUUCAGACUCGUGCCUGUCUGACAACCAGCUCUCAGACUUGAGCACGGCGCGCUCGUCUGCUCUCAAGGUGCUGAAGCUCGUGAACCAGGUGCUGGACCUCUCCAAGCUGGAGGCGGGGAGGUUGCAGCUGGAGAUGGGCGGGUUUGACGUGCGCGCGUGGGUGGAGGGGGAGGUGGGCCGGCGAUGGGUGGAGGCGCAAGAGAGGAACGUGCACUUGGCAGCAGUGGUGGAUGCCGACGUGCCGCAGCAGCUCGUGGGGGAUCAGCUGCGCCUCGCCCAAACCCUUUCUCAAGUCAUGGACUAUGCCUUGUCAUUCACACCGCACGGGGGCUACGUGCUGGUUCGGGUGGCUGUGGCGGAUGUUGAAGUGCCCUUGACUCAGCUGGCUCAGUGGAACGCGUCCUAUGCAGCCGUCAGCAGCGCGAGGGUGACUACACUGAUAGGCUCAGACGGUGUGACGAUAAAAGGGGAUGCUGACACAGGAGCAGCGGCGGUUUGUGUUGCUGGUAGUGCUGGGCUGUGCAGUGAAGAGCAGAAACUUUGUCCACCUAUGCCUGCACGCAAUAGGCUCAAUAUGCGCAAACGGCCAGGAUAUGGCAGCAGUAGUGUAUGUGACUGUAGAGGAGUAGGACAGUGCAACAUCCGUGGUCCCUGCGUACGUGGUAACUGUACAGGCGACAUGCGUGGUAACCGUACUAUGGGUGGUCGUAAUAGCCAUACAGUCAAUGUGGAUGGUGACUGUGACUACAGAGGGGGGAGGGGAGCAGCAGCAGGCGGGGCGAUGCAGCUGGUGGUGACGUGUGAGCACAGCGGGUGUGACAACAGCGAGACCAUGAACGGUUUCACGUUCAGAUUUGAGGAGAUGCGCAGCCUGCAGGAGGGAGCUGAAGAAGCUGCGGCAAAGCUCAGCCUCGUGUUGGCUAAGCAACUGGUGACUCUAAUGAAGGGUGACAUGAGCUGCAAGGUCGACCCUGUUACAGGAACAGCUUUCACCCUCGCCGUACCCAUACUCUCUGCCCCACCACAACCUCCGUAUGGGAACGGAAACACGGAGAGCAAGCAUGCAGCGCGGGUUGAUUGCGGGGAGACCCAUGCGCCGUCUCGAAACAUCCAUGUGCAUGCGGAGGGUGACAAUGCAACACAGGUGGAUGGCAGGGAAAGCCGUGGGACCACAAUUCACGGCUGCAUGGGACGGGACGGCUCGAGCCUUUCUGGAGUGCUGGUGGUGGUGGCGGAUGGCCAGCCAGAGAGAGCAAAGCUGACUGCCCGUGUGUUGACGCACGUAGGAGCAUCUGUGCUGCUGGCGAAUGAUGAACAGGCAGCAGCUCGCUUCUUAGCUGGUUCUCACCCCGGCCAGCAACGAUCUUCCCAUUUCCACCCGCACCAGCACUUUGCUAAGUUGUGUGGGAAGCAGCUGGUGGUGGUGGUAAGUGGGGAGGCUGGCCUUAAGAGGUACCGUGAGGCUUUUUCUCAAUUGGUGCAACAGCAGCAGCAAGAGCAGGAGGAGCAGCAAGAGCAGCAGCAUCCGCCGCCACAGCAGCAAGAGGAACCCGAGCGGCAAAAGCAGAAUAUCGCAGUUGUGUGCAGCACAAGUGAUUGCAGGAGAAGCAGGUUGCACGACUGCAGUCCCUUGUGCUGCACGCCACUGCACAGCCCAGCCCUGUCUGGCAUCGUGGUGCUUGUAGCGAAAGGGGGGUGUAGCGAAGGGGCUGACGAGGACACGGAAAAUAGAAGGGGAGUUGUUGGUGGUGGAGAUAGCGGGGAGGAGCAGGGUGCAGGCGUGGCAGAUGGACAGCAACGUGCUAAUGGCAGUGAUUGCACUGCUGAUGCUGCUGCUGAAGCUGAGACUGAUGCUUGUUCUGAUGCUGGCUCUUUUUCUUUCCUCAAAAGUGCUGAUUGUGCCAAUGCUGGCGGUGCCGAUGCUGCUGCUGUCAACGUUGACGCUCAUGCUGCUGCUCAUGCCAACAGGCAGAGCGAUUCUGAAGAGGCGGCCAUGCAUGGCGAUUCCAGGGAGGAGGGUAUCGAUGGCCUUUGUAUCAGUCGACCAGAAAGCAGUAUCGAGGAUAGGGAUGAAAGCAAUAUUGUGGAUGGGCGUGAAAACAAAUUGAAGGAGGGAGGUGAAAGCACUCACGAGGAAGAGGGUGUGGGUGGCAAAGGCAUGGUUCCAGUGGUGCUGUGUCAGCGGCCUCUCUUCUCCCACCACCUGCUCUCUGCCAUUCAGACCAUACUCCUACACCAACACCGCCUGCUCCACAUGCCUUCUUCCCACCUAGCGGCAUCUCAGCCAGCAGCCAUCACUGCUACUGCCAACGUCACUGCUUCUGCUGCUGCUGCCGCUGCUACGGUGACUACAACGGCCCCUGUCGUUGGCCCGGCUGUCACCAUGGCAUCCCCAAGAACACCAGCUGUAGCACUCGCUUCGGCUGCAGCCUCUGCUGCUACAGCUGCCUCUGCUGCUACAGCUGCGUCUGCUGCUACAGCUGUGCCUGUUACUAUCCUCGCUGAUGCUUCCAGUGGUGGUAGCCUCGGCACUUGCAGUACUGACAGCAGAAAGAGGGUCUCAUUUGUGGACGGGGAGGGGCGAGGUGGAGGGCCCGCAGAGCGAGGGAGAGCAGGAGGAGAGGGAGCAGCCGUAGCAAGGGGAAGGGGAGUGGCAGCAGCAGCAGGAGAAGGAGGAGGAGAAGGAAAGAAUCUGCUAGCUGGGCUGAGAAUUAUGGUGGUGGACGAUGCGGCGGUGAAUCUGGUGGUGGCGCGCCGCACUCUCACUCGCAGCGGUGCCACCGUCGCCACCGCAGCCAGCGGGGAGGAGGCGGUGCAGCAAGUCAAGCACGCUAUGGGUCUGGGGGGCAGUGCAGCAGCGGUGGAUGGGCAUGUGGAUGUGGUGCUCAUGGACCUGCAGAUGCCGCUCAUGGACGGAUUCGCAGCCACAGAGGCCAUACGAGCACACGAACAAGCCCUGCUUCGUCAUCCCGCAUCCCCACCAGAAGACACAGCCAGGGCAGUAACAGGAGAGCAGCCAUCACACACGCAAGCGUCAGUCACCCCCACCAUCCCUCGGCUCCUCAUAGUAGCACACACAGCAGAUGUGGAUGGUGAAAUCACUCAGCGCUGCCUUGCGAGUGGCUUUGAUGGCGUCCUGCAGAAGCCUGUCGACCCGAAGCUGCUCUCGCAGCUGAUUUUGAAAAUCUCCAAAAUCUGA